Molecule: messenger RNA, 654 nt
Organism: Rotaria socialis
Lineage: Eukaryota; Metazoa; Rotifera; Eurotatoria; Philodinida; Philodinidae
Source: the annotation of a GenBank genome assembly
AUGGAUGACGUUGCUACCGAUCCCAAUGAUUUACUUAGGCAGGUUGAAACAGUAUCUCGAUCUCAACGUGCACUCGUUGGUGAAUUCGAACGUCAACGCAGCCGUCUUGAACAAGUUGUCCGUGCGUAUAAUCAUCAACAAACAGCUCGCUGGUCAGAAUUGCGCCGGCAAUCUGAACAGAUUAUUAGAGAAUCGAGAAAACAAAUACAGUUUCGAUCAAGUGUAGCAAUAUCAGAACGACUUCGUCUACAGCAUGUGCUCGAUAAAGAUAUGACGAAAUUGUAUUCAUCUUAUAAUUCGGAUUCUAUAAUUAGUUUAAAAAAUCCUCAAGAAGAUAAAAAACGGAAAGUUUAUGGAUGUUUACUACCACAACUAAAGUCCCCAACGAAAACAAAUCUCGACAAUGAAAAACUGUUGACACCACGUUCUACAUCAAGACAAUCAAGUUUUAAAGCUCAUCUUGAACAUAAACGAGGUUCACUUCGAAGGCCUAUUGAUUCACCUACAGAACAACGAAAUCAAAUGAAUAGUGUUAUUAAUAAAUGUUUAUAUGAAUUAGAAGAAUGCAAUGGCGAUGGCUACGAUCAUUUUCUCCAAACAAGUGAGCCAAUGCGAAACGCACAAAUACUUGCACAACAACAUAUUAACCAUUAA